AUGCAGUCACUUUCACUGGAGACUGCAAUAAAAUGCUGCAACCCCCAGCCAAUCCUCCCAGCCAAUCCUCCCAGCCAACCCCCCAGCCAACCCCCCAGCCACCCCCAGCCAACUCUCCAGCCAACCCCCAGCCACUCCCCAACCACUCCCCAGCUACCCCCUAGCUACCCCCCAACCACCCCCCAGCAAAUCCACCAAACCACACAGCCACACCUAACCAGCCAGCCGCCCCCAACCACACCCAACCAGCCACCCACUCACACCACACUACUCGACCACACCACACUACCCACCCCUACCCCCACAUCCGACCACCUAACCACUCAACCCCCCCAACCACCUAGCAACCCAACCACAUCCAGCUACCCAGUCACACCCCUUAUACCCCCCACUUAUACCCCCCCCCAGACACCCAACCACCUAAAUACACCCGGUUGUGACCGCCACACCCAACCACCCACACAGCCACCCAAACAACCACCCAGCCACACCCCAGCUAUCCCCACCCCCCACUCAACCACCCAGGAACAUCAAACUACCAACUCAGCCACCCAAACACACCCAGCCACCCCCACCCCUACCCCCACCCAACCACCCAGUCACAACCUAACCACCAACCCCAGCCACCACACCUCUUCAACCACCCAGUCACACCCAACUACUCCCAACCAGCCACACAGUCGCACCCUGACAAGUCGCCCUGCCAAACAUCGACCAGCCACCCAACCACAUCCCGACAAGCCAUCUAGCCACACCCCUACUAGCUACCAAACCACAUCCAACCAGCCACCUACACCCAACCAACCAUCCAGCCACAGCCACACCCAUCCUCACCCAACCACCACACCUAUCCAGCCAGCCGCCCCCAACCACACCCAGCCACACCCAACCACUCACCUAGCAACCCAGCUACACCCAGCUACCCAGCCACACCCAAUUACCCAACCCCAAGCAGCCAGCCACCUACCCGCCUACCCACAUACACCCACCCAACCACACCCACCCAGCCACACCCAAUCAGAUACACCGAACCAGUCACCCAGCCACAACCAACCAGCCACCCACUCACACCCAACCAGUCACCUAGCAACGCAGCCAUACCCAACCACACCGAAACAGCCACCCAGCCACACUCAACCACAUAAUCACCCAGCCACACCCAAUCAGUCACCCAACCACUCACCCACACUCAACUACCUACCUAGCCAUCGAGCCACACCCGACCAGCCACCCAGCCACACCUGCCUAGCCACACCCAACUACCCACCCAUUCACACCCAGCCACUCAACCAACUAACCAUCCAACCACACCCAACCAGCCACCCAGCCACACACAACCACCUACCCCCACCCACCAAACCACCCAGUCACAUACAGCCACCCAACCACACCCAACCACACCCAACCAGCCACCCAGCCACACCCAACUAG
Messenger RNA from Penaeus indicus, 1431 nucleotides. Its product is annotated as mucin-2-like. The transcript has 6 exons. The record is from RefSeq and is a predicted model, not a curated record. Lineage: Eukaryota; Metazoa; Arthropoda; Malacostraca; Decapoda; Penaeidae. Bases 1 to 1431 code for a protein of 476 amino acids.